Molecule: messenger RNA, 2822 nt
Organism: Rhopalosiphum padi (bird cherry-oat aphid)
Lineage: Eukaryota; Metazoa; Arthropoda; Insecta; Hemiptera; Aphididae
Product: presenilin-associated rhomboid-like protein A, mitochondrial
Exons: 8
Coding region: 1872-2822 (316 amino acids)
Cellular component (GO): membrane
Molecular function (GO): serine-type endopeptidase activity
Source: RefSeq, a predicted model, not a curated record
UAUUUUAUUUUGAAAAUAAUAAUACAGUAAAAUCUCCCCCCAACAGACUCCUCCUAAUAGCAGACAUUUUUUUGGUGACCGGGGAGUGGUAGAGACAUUUACCCUUUAUACUAUUCAAAAAUGUAUUCAUUCUGAAUAGUAAACGAAAUGUUAAUGAUCAAGAAUGUACGGUUUUCAGAGGUUAGACCAGAGUUAAAACUGCUAGAUUAACAAAAAUGACGGAUUAAUGGAAGUUUACAUAAAACACAUUUUUACUUAGGUAUUUUGAAAAACCUUAAUUUAUUUUAUUAAAAGAUACACGGAUACGUAUUAAUUUAUUGCCAUGUUAAAUUAAUUUUUUAAUGGGAAAUGUCUAAAAAAAUUAUCUUUUUUUUUGUUUAAAAUUUUAAUAAGUUUAACUUAUUCUUGUAAUCAUUUAAGCAAAAAUAAUAAAAAUAAACUUAAAAUAUAGCCAAAUUACUGGGUGUACCAAAUUAUUGCACGGCUGGAUUAACGAAUUAUGUAUUAUACAGGAUUAACACGCUUAAUUUAGAUAAUUUUUUAACUUUCUUUAAGUGCAAUAUCCUUUAUAUUGUAAUAAAUUAUAAGUUCUUUAAUUUAUGUUCACAUUUGACACCUUUGCCAUUAACCUUCAACUGACCGCUAAAAAUAUUUUAUUCAUACUUAUAUUUCUAUAUUUAAAAAAAAAUCAUUAAGUAAGGGUAGUGUUACCACUGGGUGACUCCUCCCAUCAAGUAUUCAUGUACUAUAUUUUCUAUUAUCACAUAUUCUUAUUGUUCCUAAAGGAACAGAUUGUAUAUACCGUAUAAAAAUAAAAAAUAAAUAUUUAAUUUUUUUUGUUAUAUUAUUAUUUAUUACUAAUAAUUGACUACAGUCUACGACCUAACUCACCUAAGGUAUCACAAAUCAAUAAUUCUGAAAACAUAAAUCCAAAUAAACAAAACACUGAUUUAGCUUGUUGAAAAUAGAGGUCCAGUUGUCGCACACACGCGCAGAAUCCGGUGUUGAGAGAUGCUGCUAACGUGAAUACGUGAUUGGAACGCAUGCACUGGUGAAAAAGAUGACAUAGUCAUGCCGACCAGAGUGGCUGGUGGUCGCAAGCUUCUGCGUUUUCAAGAAACCGGCUUCUCCUUGGCGGCAGAGACCCUUUUAACUUUUUCGGCCAUACCUUAUCUUUGGCGGCACAUAAGCACAUUAGAAAGUCAAACAUCUUACGCUUCAUUGUCACAAAUACGUAUCAGUUUCUACUGUUUCUAGUUUUCUACGUGACCUUACAAUGUAAAUCGUUUCUUUCAACAGUGAUAAAGAUUUAUAUUUGGACUUAAGGAGUAAUCAUUAUCUGCACACGACAACUUACCGUAAUAGGUACCGUUAUUUAUUUAUUAUUCAAGCUGUAUACAAUAAUAUGUGAGCAUAAUAUCAAUAUAUCAUUACAACAGGAAAGACUACUUACAAAGGCUAUGUACCUAUUUUUAAUGUUCUUAAUGUCGUGAUUUCAGCAUAAGAAAAAAAUAUGUUAUAAAUAUAUAAAUAUAAUAUUAAAAAUAUUUAACAUUUAAUAUUAAAAUAUUUUUAUUCGUAUACGAAAGUAUAUUAUAACCUAAUACCUACUAACCUCAUAGAGUCAUAGGUUUAAAUAAUUUCGUUGCUAAUGGAUAAUAACAACAUUACUCUAACUGACAAAAAACACAUUUUACACUUUUUCGAGUAUAAAAUACAAUAACAAUACAUAAAUACAAAAUUAUACUAGAGACGUAUUAUAAUAAAUAAAUCUAAUUAAUUUAAAUAACAUAUAUUUUACUAAUUAUAUUAUUCAAGAAGUAGCGCGUGCAAUAUAUACACAUUUAAUUUAUUAAAUAGAUACUAAUUCAAUGAAGUCCAAGUUGGGGACAAAUGUCCAACAACUGCGUAGGAUCUAUGAACCAUGUAUCGUUGGACGAAAUCCGUCGGUGAAUAAUUUGAAUCACACUACAAUAGCUGCUAUCUACCAUGCGAUGUUUACAUUAACCGUGAUUUUUAUAGCGGUAAUAUUUGCGACUAUUGUUGAACACAGGCAUAUGUUGAAUAUUUAUUGGAAAACUUUGUCAAAUAUUAAAUUCGAAAUUUUAGACAAAAUGAUAUUGAAAGAGAACACUGUACUAUCAUUCUGGAAAUAUCUAAAUAACGGAGAAAAAGCAUUUGGUAUUAUAGCUUUCGUAAAUGUUAUCAUCUAUCUAGCCUGGAAUGUGACAAAAUGGAAUUCUACAAUGUUUAAAUAUUUUAUAGUUAAUGAAGACCAAUCAAAUUCCGUUUGGUCAAAUUUACUUAGUUCGUUUAGUCACACUUCAUUAAGGAGUUUAACAGCAAAUGUUGUAUAUUUAUAUUAUUCACUGUGUAAAUUAGGAUUUGUACGAGCGUGGCCAAUCUCCAUAUUUUCACCUUAUAUGGGAAUAGAAGAAUUUUUCGUUUUUUACAUUAGUGCAUGCUUGUUUUCAUCUUUAUCUAGAAUUUACAUUGAACCAAAACUAAAUAUGUUCAGCAAAAAGAGUAGACAUGGUGCUUCUGGAGCCAUAUCUGCUGUGUUUGGUUAUAUUGCAUUAGGCUUUCCUAACCGCAAAUUAUUAACUAUACCAAUAUUUGUCGAAGAUCAACAAAGCCUUAGUGUCACAGCAUUCGAAGCUUUGCUGUGUCUGUUUCUUCUGAUUAUCUUGAUUGUUUUCGUACUGAAAUUUUCAUGGAUCAACUCGACAGGCAUAAUUUCAGGAUGUAUUUUUGGAAUUUACUUGAAAGAAAACUUAUGUUAUGAUGUUAUGAAUAACCUUGUAUUGAGUUUUUUAACCUAA